Molecule: messenger RNA, 5881 nt
Organism: Cydia fagiglandana
Lineage: Eukaryota; Metazoa; Arthropoda; Insecta; Lepidoptera; Tortricidae
Gene: DCX-EMAP
Product: echinoderm microtubule-associated protein-like CG42247
Exons: 19
Coding region: 72-3068 (998 amino acids)
Biological process (GO): intracellular signal transduction; microtubule cytoskeleton organization
Cellular component (GO): mitotic spindle
Molecular function (GO): microtubule binding
Source: RefSeq, a predicted model, not a curated record
GAUAUAGAUAAGUAGUUGAUUGAAAGUGUGUGAGGGGGCGCGCGGCAGUCUGUGAGCGGCGGUCGCGCGGUAUGUCGCGUCGGUUGCUCCGGCCGCGUCAGAGACGUUCUCGUUCGCAGGCGGCAGCGGAGCCCGCGCCCGUAGCAGAGCCCCCGCCGGCGCCCGAGCCGGAGCCCCAGCCGCCGUCCGACGACGAGAGGGAACCGGGGGACUGGCGGUCGUCGCGUCCGGCGUCCCCGCCGCAGCGUCCUGACGACGUCUCUGAAGCUUCCGAAGCGACAGCGCGUCCUAGGAACGAGCCUGCUAGCCGCUACGCUAACCUCAACUUCUGGAAAGCUAGACGAGUGACCUUCUACAGAAAUGGCGACCCGUUCCAUCCUGGCGUGGAGUUCCGAUUUAAACCGGGCAGAGAUCUGGCGUCGAUGGAUGCUUUGCUGGACAGAUUAUCGGAGAGAUUGGAACUGCCGAGAGGAGCGAGGUUCAUAUUCGGAAUGGAUGGCGAUAGGAAGUAUAGACUGGAGGAGCUUGAAGAUGGCGCUUCGUACGUGGUGUCUUCGUACAAAACUUUUAAGGCAGCAAGUUACGGCAAAAAGAACGGCAUGUGGUAUGGCGGCACGACCGCUGCGGCGGCCCCGAGCGGGUGGUCGCGCGCCGGCACCCGCAAGCAGUCCGUGGCCGAGUCCGACGCGCCCCCGCCGGGCGGCGGCAAGCCCACCUCCGGCCGUGUUAUACGGAUCAUUAACAACAUGGACCACUCUAUACAGUGCCGUGUCUUGUUAAACCUGCGUACCACGCAGCCGUUCGAAGAGGUCCUGGAGGAUUUGGGACAAGUACUGAAAAUGAGCGGAGCCAAACGAAUGUACACAAUCACUGGACAAGAGGUGAGAAGUUUCUCCCAGCUUCGCAACGAGUUUGCCGACGUGGAAACCUUCUACCUGGGCACAGUGAUGGUCGCACCAGCUCUGAGUCCCGGAGUCAGCGCGCCACUGCCAGUCGAGUCUCCUAUGAGAAGAUCUCGAUCCCGAGGGAACGUGGCCGCAGCGCCAGCCUCCGAGGAAGUAUCAGUGCGCGGGCGGCGCGCGCGCAGCAAGAGCCGACCGAGGGUUCUGUACGCGCCGGAAGGUGAAAUCGUUCGUAAUUCAGAUUACACUCUACUGGAGGUACUAAAGGAGGAGCCGAUCCGCGUGACCAUCCGUGGUCUCAGACGCACCUUCUAUCCGCCCAUCCACCACGCUCCCGUAGACAACACGCCGCCAGAGAAGAAGCUAGCACUCGAAUGGGUCUACGGCUACCGAGGCUCCGACUGCCGACGAAACCUCUGGGUGCUGCCCACUGGAGAGCUCUUGUACUACGUCGCAGCCGUCGCUAUCAUGUACGACCGUGACGAGGAAUCACAGCGGCAUUACACGGGGCAUACUGAAGACAUACAGUGCAUGGAACUCCACCCCUCUCGGGAACUAGUGGCGAGCGGCCAGCGCGCCGGUCGCGGGCGCCGCGCGCAGGCCCAUGUCCGCAUCUGGAGCACUGACACUUUGCAGACUCUCCACGUUUUUGGAAUGGCUGAGUUUGAAGCUGGCGUUUCCGCCGUCGCCUUUUCACAACUGAACGGAGGCAGCUACGUACUGGCCGUGGACGCCGGCCGUGAGAGCAUCCUCUCCGUGUGGCAGUGGCAAUGGGGACACCUGCUCGGAAAAGUUGCGACACUACAAGAAGAGCUAACGGGCGCCGCUUUCCAUCCCCUGGAUGACAACCUCCUUAUCACACACGGAAAAGGACAUCUGGCGUUCUGGAACCGGCGGAAAGAUGGGUUUUUCGAGCGGACUGACAUUAUUAAACCGCCCUCUCGCACACACGUGACAGCGCUACAGUUCGAGCAGGACGGCGACGUGGUCACAGCCGAUAGCGACGGCUUCAUCACCGUGUAUAGUGUCGACAGCGACGGUGCAUAUUUCGUGAGGAUGGAAUUUGAGGCGCACAUUAAGGGCAUCAGCUCAUUGGUGAUGCUGUCGGAAGGAACCCUCAUUUCUGGCGGAGAGAAGGACAGAAAGAUAGCAGCAUGGGAUUCUCUGCAAAAUUAUAAGAGGAUAACUGAGACAAAGCUGCCCGAAUCUGCUGGCGGCGUGCGCAGCAUCUACCCUCAGCGACCAGGUCGCAAUGACGGUAACCUCUAUGUUGGGACCACUCGCAACAACAUCAUGGAAGGAUCAUUACAGAGACGAUUUAAUCAGGUUAUUUUUGGACACCACAAGCAGCUCAUGGGCCUAGCCGUCCAUCCGGACGAUGAAAUGUUCGCGACAGCCGGACACGAUAAGAACAUCGCCUUGUGGCGCGGACACAAACUCGUGUUUGCUACUCAGGUUGGGUACGAAUGCGUAUCCCUCGCAUGGCACCCCGGCGGUGGCGCGCUUGCGGCCGGCAGUACUGAGGGACAUUUGGUGGUGCUGAACGCUGACGCCGGAGCACACGUGGCCACACUUCGUGUCUGUGGGUCGCCGCUUAAUUGCUUGAUGUAUAAUUCAGCUGGAGACCUGCUCGCCAUCGGCUCCCAAAACGGCAGCAUCUACCUAUUCCGCGUGUCCCGCGAUGGCUUCUCAUACAAGAAGUCCAACAAGAUCCGCGGAGCACAGCCACUGGUGCAGCUAGACUGGAGUCUGGACGGCAACUACCUGCAGACCGUCACGGCUGACUAUGACUUGGCUUUCUGGGACAUAAAGUCAUUGUCGCCAGAAAAGAGCCCGAUAGCAAUGAAGGAUGUCAAAUGGUCCACGUUUAACUCUACGGUCGGAUUCCUAGUUUCUGGAAUGUGGAACAACAGAUUCUACCCGAUGACGUCUCUGAUAUCGACUGCAAGUCGGUCAGCUGCGCACGACCUGUUGAUCAGCGGAGAUUCUGAUGGAUAUCUGCGCUUGUUCAGAUACCCCUGCGCCAGCCCCAAAGCGGAAUACAACGAAAUGAAAGUGUACAGCGGGUCCGUGUACUGCGCCCGCUUCCUCUUCAACGACCGCUGCCUGGUGACGGCCGGGGGCGCGGACGCGGCGCUGAUGCUGUGGGAGCUGGUGGACGACUAGCACGCGGCCCCCCGGCUGCCCGCCGUCGUGCUCGCGCCCCCCACCCCCUCCCCUCCCCUGGCAAGGACCACCUUCAGGGUGCUGGACUUUGAUGAGCUCGAUUGAAGCGACGUAGAAAUGAAAAGCACCUUAUAGAUGGAUGAUCAUGCCGUCUCCUGUUAAUCACGAUCCACGUUCGGAAUCCUGGAUUUUGAGGAGCUGAUGUUCAGUAUGCUACUGAUGAUAAGUUACAUCGAGUCUUUGACGACAAGCGUUAUGUUAAAGUUUGGACUUGUCUAUACCAUAUCGGGUGGAACUUUUUAACGUUGGCUCUUCCAAGUAAAAGAGUUUAUUUAAAGAUAAUUUUCGUUCACAUUUUGCACCUGUCCAACGUCUGCCCAGAUUCGUUGUAACUUAGAAAAGUAGUAAUUGUAUACUGAAUUCACGUUUAGCUAAGGCGCUAACACACUGGCACCUUACUAGUGACCUUUGGGACAUAAGACUUCCAAUCCAAAGUUGUCCUGAUUUGACACGGACAUAAAUCUUUAUGGAUUUUCACUGUUUUAAGACACUUGCAAUCUGGAAUUGUACUCUUAAUAUUAUUAUGAAUUGUAAUACUUAGUUCUUGACAUACCCAGUAUUGGGUUGUAUUGGAGAGUUUUUAUCUAUUACUUAAUGAAAUUAAUGUAUUUACCUACAAUAAGUCACUGCCAUUUCUAACGUGCAUUAAACUAUUUAUGGAAUAGCGUGUAGGUAAAUGAAGCAAACAUGAAGAAAUAUUAUUUAUUAGGAAUUUAAACGUUAUCUUCGACACAAACCUAACUUUGUCGUAUUUUGUUCAAAAUACUACAAGUACAAGGUUGCUCUCUUGGGCUUUAAAAGAUUCUUGGACAUUUGGUAUAGGUAUUUGGCACAAUACAGCAGCGAAUGACGAAUUAUAUGGUUGGAUAUCCUACUCUGGCAAUCGAUCUGUUUAUAGUAAGUUUCUAUGGCAUUAGAAGAACUGCAAUUGACAGAUGGGGAUGUGAGUAGGUAACUACAUAAGUUUGAAAACGGUUAUAAUGUCUAGGUAUAAUUAUGAUGGUUAAUUAUCUACUACCUUUCAACUUCCUUUCUGACGUCUAUUAAGGUGGCCACUGACGAGCCUUCCAACAGUCCGAAUAGCGUGGCUGCAAUCCAAAAUAGGUCCGUGAAUGUCAAUAACGUAUACAAUGUUUAAUAUUAGGAUGCCGUCCAUUUGGAUGAAUCCAUUGUAACGGCAUCCACUUGGAAGGCUCGUCAGUGGCCUGUUUUAUAAAGAUGGGUACCUAUACAUAGUAUACAUGUGUGCUUUACCUAUCUUUGUCGAGCGACCGAUUACAGAAUAAAUGGUGGUGAAAUGAUACUUUAAAAGAAACUAUAACUUAAGUAUUUCGUACGUUUGUUGGGUAGAUACUAUUUAUAUUUAUAUUAAAAACAGUAUAAUAUGUAUAUAAUUAUGUGGCCUUUUUCUGUAGCGGAUUUUAGAACAACCGGUUUUUUUUUUAAACAUUGUAUGGUUGAAAUAAAAAUAUCUAAGUUCUGUUGUACAACAGAUCUGGAAUUUCCUUGGAGUUUCACAAACUAUGUCGCUAGUCGCUAUAAAAAUACAUAUGAAGAUAGUAUAUCACCUAGUUAUUUCUAAAAUCCGUUAUGAAAAGAUAUCGGGCGAAAUGAAUCGUUGUGAAAGAUUUGAAUACUUCUUCCAAAAUGUGGCAGGCCACUAAAUUAUUACGAUUAACUUUUUGUACGUUAUCAUGCUUUUCACUGUACAAAAAUAACAUAUCGAUCUAUUAUAUGACACUUCACGCAAAUAUAGCUAAUUCAAUUAAGAAUAUCAAAGUUAUUGACAGUUAUCUAAAACUUGAGUAGAUUUUCAACACAAAUUACUUAGGCAAAUGAAUUUUCCCACAGAGUUAUCACGAAUAAAAGAAUACGUAGUGUAAUCGCAAAUAAAUUCAAUCUUUACUCGGGGAUCGAGUAUAAUUGACCUACUAAGUAGCUAAUCAUCAACAAAAAAUGACUGAAUGCCGCGAAAAUAUCUGCUUCUGUAUGGCUCGAAUAUGCAAGAGUUAAAAGAGGCAGAUAUGACAUAAGAUUUUGGAUUUUCGUGAUAGGCCCUUAGGGUUAGCAUUAUAGGUUGCUGACACUCGAUACCGGAUCUAUCUGAAGAAGGUAGUGUUAGGUUACACACAUAGGUAACCUAUUAUACCUAUCAUUACAAGUGUCGUAGAUUUUCGGGCUGAAGAAGACUGAGCGAGGCGAGGCUAGCGGAGGUUCGUGUGUCAUCCGCCUUAAAUAUUAGCGCAUUCCCUGCCAGCGCGAGCUACGAGCGUACCGAGCCGAUAACACGUGAAAACCGUAUGUAGCGAAAAGCCUCUAGGAACAUCCCUGUUCGCACACUGGCAGUGAAUAUGUUAAGGGCCGAGAUUCGUUACUAGCGAGUUAAAUUAAUUUUAAAUUUUAUUAUUAUCAAGUAAUUAUGAGCUACAAAAAUGUCGCGAUGACUAAAACACAUUUUACAGUAUUUCACACAUUUUUACGUAGUUGUAGCUGUUAAUGUCAAUUUAAGAACUCUUUAUAAAAUGUAUUAUUUCAACGAAACAUCAAAAUAAUCUAUGAUUUAAAUGGGGCAUACUACUCACAAUACUAUGUUUUGAUAUCAAUCAACGUAAGAGCGUUUUCACAUUGUACGUUCCGAUAUCGGGUGAUCGUUGGAGAAAAGUAGCUUCUAGAGAGUGCCGUAAUGCCGGCUACAUACGUAACGAUAAAUCGUUGCGAUAAAACUGUGCAGUCCGACUGUGCAGAUAAAUCGA